AUGGUUGCUCAGACACGAACAGGGGGCCACAGUAGCCCAAAGAAGCUGAAGUUUCACGACAAACUUGUCGGGAAAGGACUAUCUACUGAUGCGCUCCUCAAAAAGUUGAAGGCCCUUCAUACAGAGCUCGCAGACAUGGACCAAGAGCUCGUUGAUGUCAACUCGUUGUCCGCAGUGCGCAAAGAGCUUGUCAGCACGUCCAUACUUCUUCACAAAGACAGAGGCGUCAAGGCCUACGCUGCAUGUUGUCUUGCCGACCUUCUGAGACUCUAUGCUCCAGACGCGCCGUAUACCCACCACGAGCUUCGAGACAUCUUCCAGUUCUUCUUCAGGCAACUAUCUACUGGUCUCAAGGGCUCCGACUCUCCGUACUACAACGAGUAUUUUCACCUGCUUGAGUCUCUAUCGACUGUCAAGAGUGUGGUCCUCGUCUGUGAUCUUCCAAAUGCCGACGAACUCAUGGCCGAUAUAUUUCGUGACUUUUUUGGUUUGGUCAGACGUGAUCUCGCGAAGAAAAUCGAACUGUUCAUGGCCGAUAUCCUUAUUGCUCUUUUGGACGAGUGUCAGAAUUUGCCCGCUGAUGUCCUCGAGUGUAUCAUGGCGCAAUUUAUGGAUAAGAAUGCUCGCAUGGAUCAACCAGCUUACCGUCUCGCCGUUCAAGUGUGCAACGCGACAUCUGACAAGCUGCAGCGCCAUGUCUGCCAGUAUUUCACCGAUAUCAUUGUACAACAUUCACGAGACGAAGAAUUUGAGGAAGUUCGCACGGCACACGACCUCAUUAAGCAACUCAACCGCUCGUGUCCAACCCUUCUUCAUAACGUUGUUCCCCAACUGGAGGAAGAGCUCCGUGUAGAAGAGAACCAGAUCCGCGUCAUGGCCACGCAAGUCCUCGGCGAGAUGUUCGCGGAUAAGGGUGGAACAGAAUUCGUGAAGAAAUAUCCUACAACAUGGAAUCAAUGGUUACUCCGGAAGAAUGAUAAGGCAUCAGUGGUCAGAGUGGCAUUCUUGGAAGCAACAAGAGGGGUGCUCGUUAAUCUGCCUGAGAUGAGGGAUCCGAUUGAAGAGGCACUCCGUCUCAAAUUGUUAGAUCCUGAUGAAAAAGUCAGAGCUGCUGUCUGCAAGCUGUAUUAUCAGCUAGAUUACGAAACUGUUCUUCACUACGUCUCGGAGAAGCAGCUGCACUCUGUAGCCGGUCGCUGUCUUGAUAAGAAGCAUUCAGUCCGUGUCGAAGCUAUGAAUGCAAUUGGCCGGCUCUACAGUCUUGCUUAUCCUGAGAUCGAGAACAGCGAUCCGGCUUCUGUGAAACAUUUCGCCUGGAUACCAGAAGCAAUUCUGCACAUGUCUAUGACCACGGGAGAAGUGAAAGCUGUGGCUGAGCAAGUCAUCGCUGAAUACAUCUUACCCCUGCCCUCGCCACCAUCAUCAUCAACUUCCAAGAACACAGAAAUCGACGAAGCAGCAUGGACGGAUCGCCUCUUAUUCACCAUGCGAUUUUUGGACGAGACCGCCAUCAACGCCUUGCUGAGCUUCUCAGCAUUGAAAGUAACGCGGCCCACCGGGUUUGAGAAAUUCUUGCAAUGUUGCGUCGAAAAUAAUGGCGGUGUUAUCGACGAUAAUGAGGAAGCUAUCACUGAAAGACUCAAUCAGGGAAUUAAGCGCAUGUCAGCGCUAUUCCCGGACCCGCAGAAAGCCGCAGAGGACCUGCAUGCAUUCGCGAAACUGAAUGAAAACAGGCUCUACAAGUUAUUAAGAACAUGCAUGGAUGUACAAGUGGAUGUGAAGGGCCUAGUGAAGGCUUCUAAUGACUUCAUGCGACGAGUCGAACAGCUGUCUUCAUCUAUCGUGCCGACGAUGACAAUUCUACUACGGCGUGCGAGUCUCCGGAUUGUGAACCAGUCAUCAAUUCCCACAUUCGUAAAGCGCUUGCAGAAAGGUGAUGCAGGAGGUGACGGACAGGGCUCGAGUCAGGCGCAGGUUUCGGCGCGCAACGCUCAAAUCUGGAUGAACUACGUUUCGAAGCAUUGUCCUGCGAUCUAUCAAUCUCACAUUGGAGAGCUCUCCAAGGCGAUUGCUGAUGAGAGGAAUAGCAGACUAGUUGAGGUAUGCCUUCAGGCUCUUUCAGCAGUGGCAGGUUGGGAUAACAAGUCAGCGCCUACUGACAAGCGCACCAUGGAGCGAGUCAUGCGAUUUGUCAUGGAGUCCAAUCACCGACACGCCAAGUUCGCCGCGCGGUUAUUGGCUUAUUCCAAGAACUCAGAAGGCCUAUGUGAGCAGGUGGUAGAAUCAAUUGCGGAUGGACUUCAGGACGCGGAUCCCGAGCUGCGUUUAGCCCACAUUGCAGUCCUAUCACAGUUUUCCCUACGAAUGCCAGAUGCUUUUGAGCCAAAGAGUGAUGUCAUCGUGGCCUUCCUCCUCAAGCAAGUUCUUAUGGCGCCGAAUGAAAAUGAAUACAUGGAGACCGACGAGGAGAAUGUGGAGGAGUGGGGAGAAGAGGCCGACGUGACCUCGGAAGUGAGGGCCAAAGUUCUAGCUCUCAAAGUCUGCCGCAAUAGGUGUCUUGCGCACGCUGCGGAUGCAACGGCGCUCGAGAUAGCAAAGCCUGCAUUGAAGAUGUUCGCAACGUUGCUGCAAUACAACGGCUCUCUGAGCGCAGGGGCACGGGAUGAUCCGAAGACGAAGUCGCGCAUGAGGUUACAGGCCGCAAUCUCUCUGUUGCAUCUAGCCAAUGUAGAAGCGUUCAUGCCCGAGAUCUCCCCUGGUUUUGUUGUUUUAGCUCUCAUGGUCCAGGACUCGUGUUUCCAAGUUCGCGUGCAGUUCAUGGACAAGUUAGUUACCCUCUUAACUGCUCGCAAACUACCAGUCCAGUUUAAUGUGCUUCCAUUCUUGUCGGUACACGACCCGGAAGCUGAUAUUAAGAACAAGGCGAAGGCAUACGUGAUCCAUUCCAUGCGCACCAUGCCCAAAGCAAUCAGACUGGCGAGCUUUGAGAUGCUCUUCAUUCGUUUUCUGCACGUACUAGCACACCAUCCUGAUUUCUCGCUUACACCUGAUCCCUUUCGUGAUAUUGCCAAAACUAUGGAUUUCUAUCUCGACCUCGUUGCAUCGAACGAGAACAUUGCCUUGUUAUACCAUCUAGCUCUGAAGGCGAAGACUGUGAGAGACGCUGAAUCGCAUACCUAUAGCGAGAAUCUCUAUGCCGCGAGCGAGCUAGCCCAACACUUGAUCAAGGCACGCGCCAAGUUACACUCAUGGAGUCUAGAGAGCUAUCCAGGCAAAGUACGCUUACCGGGUGACAUUUUGCGACCUCUGCCCAAUCCAGAGGCUGCCAAAGAGAUCAUGAAGACCGUAUACUUACCUGACGAAGCACUAGCAUGGCUCUUAGAGCAGCCAAAGCAGCCAAAGCCUGGUCAGGAAGCAAAGGAAAAAGCUCGUGCAGAACGCAAAGCCGGAGCAAAACGCAAGGGUGCAGCAAAGACAAAUGGCCAUGCAAAGCGGGCUCGCACGAAGCGUCGAAAAGCAGAUGAUUCGGAUGAGGAAGAAUCCCCUCCUUCAGAGACGAGUGAAGAAGAUGAAGAGGAGGAGCCGGCUACAGCUAAGGAAGAGGAGGCGGUAUCUGAGUCCGAGGACGAGGCUGAGCAACCAGAAGAGGAGAAGCUAGGUAGAGGGGCAAGGACACGGGCCAAGGCGAAGUUGAAACAGCAAGCGAAGAGAGCUGCGAAACGCAAGGCGAAGGCCCCUUUGCCAGAUAAUUGA
Sparassis crispa is the source of this 3753-nucleotide messenger RNA. RefSeq lists its product as hypothetical. Lineage: Eukaryota; Fungi; Basidiomycota; Agaricomycetes; Polyporales; Sparassidaceae. The transcript is spliced from 23 exons. The record is from RefSeq and is a predicted model, not a curated record. Bases 1 to 3753 code for a protein of 1250 amino acids. Gene Ontology annotation, biological process: mitotic sister chromatid cohesion; DNA repair. Gene Ontology annotation, cellular component: chromatin; nucleus.